CCUGUUCACUUUCCUCCGGCUAGCCAGCACCCGCUCUCAUUGCAGUUUGAAAGUGAGCUAUGUUAUCUCGUUGAGUCCAAUCCACUCCUGUCGUUGUCUCAGGCUGCGACUUCAUGCUCAACAUCAAUCGGUGGAGCUCUUUGACGUUCACCGCCAGUUCGAAAUUUGAGUGGGUGAAUCGCUCACAUUCGUGAACGGACUUCUGUUGAGUGACAGUGAGGAGGUUGAGGAGGUGGGCUUGUCGUGGUGUUGACAGUGAUUGUUAAAGAGCUUCCAUUGAAUCUGUAAAGCGCACGAAGGAAUUUGGCUCGAGAUAUUCUUCAAUUCUUCUCACCUUCCAGGUCGUUCUCCGCUGACUAGCGGUCGCCAUUGCGUGAAUUCGGAAGACGUGAGUGAAGGAGUCGUUUCUGGUUCUUAUAUCGGCGACUGGAAACAGCGGCCUUCUGUGCAUGCGGGACCGAAAGGCGACAGGGCUCUGUGUGUGACGACCUGCGCAAAGCGUAAAGCCUCUGUUGAGUUUGAGUUACAGUCGAGAAGGAUUUGAGUAGUUUAGUACCAGACGGGCUCAGGUUGUGCAGACUCGAAAUCCGGCCAAUGUGCUUGGGUGACGACUGUACGCUGGACGACCUGUACAUCGAGAACGUUUUGGUGACAUGUCCACCGACGUAUCACGUUAUCCAAUCUAAGGUGAAAUCAGAUUUUCAUCCUGACAGACGGUUCAGGAAGAUUGAACGUCAACGUAAGGGGGUGAUCAUCAAACAGGCGUGGUGAGGGGCACGGGAGGUGCCAGAUUGUAUUCCUGGUUGGGCUGUAAUUGGAUCGUGGUGUUGUAGCUGCGCAGUUGUUGCUGCCUCAAAGAGCCCAACCGUUGUCCUUCACACUCGACUCACACUUAGAACGCUGAGACUUCAAAAUAAGUUGACAGUGAAUCGUCUCUACGCUGCCGCGGUUUCACCAUGGGUGCAUUAAUAUGUGGAAAAGUAUCCGCGAAGAAGCUUUCCUUCACCGUCGUGGUUACGGCUUUGGUCUUCAUCUACACCUUCGUCUACUCAGAAUUCGGAAGAAUUCUUGAAUCAAAGAGGUCUGAGUUGGUGACUUCUACGGCAAUGAGCUUCAGCACCGGGCCAUUUCUCAGACUCGAUGAGAUCGGCGACCUGAAGAGGAGAUCGAGGCAAAGCAGACGUCUGCUUAUCUCAGGCAUGGAGACGAGGCAUGAGUAUAAGAGCACGACACAGUCGUUCGCAGCUAAUAUCCGAGACUUAGAUGCCCGUCGUGUGGGUAGAAGCGUCGUUGUUUCAAAACGGAAUCGUCGUUUCGUAGCUAAUAAUGUUUGCACAGAUAAAGACAUUAGCAUUACCCAGAGCCGUGAUGGCACAACCGGCAUUCCACUUUACAGUGUUCAAAUAACCAAUACUUGCAUGUCUGACUGUGCCCCUUCAGACAUACAUGUCAAUUGUGGCUGGUUUGCAUCUUCUCCUCCCCCCAAUCCAAAUGUCUUUACGCGCCUCGCGUUUAACGACUGCCUUGUGAAUGGUGGCAAGCCUCUGCUGCAAGGUAACAUCAUUCAGUUCCAGUACGCCAAUUCCUUCAUGUAUCCCCUUACCUUCAAGUCCGCCAAGUUUUGUAGAAUCUGAACUGUUAGGGGUUGAGAAAAUUUUGUAGAUAUUCAUAAACCAGGUAUAGGAAAGGAACUCUCCGAGAGACAAUUAUCUCCGCACAUCUUACGCCCACGGCGCAGAGGUCGCGUGAGUUGUCAUGUGCAUCAUAUGCCACACGUUUGCAUCCCUGCGAGUGUGUUAAUUUUUGAUCGAUACGUACAGAUGAGCGUCCCCUUUAUGAACGGGACAAUUCGAGUAUAGAAACCACUUCUAUCCAGGUCAGGUCGAGUGCCUGGUUUAGAUGGUUCUCAAUCGUGUUUACUUCUCCAUAUAUAUAUAAUAUACAUCCGAUCUAACGAA
This is a messenger RNA of Marchantia polymorpha subsp. ruderalis, 1958 nucleotides long. Lineage: Eukaryota; Viridiplantae; Streptophyta; Marchantiopsida; Marchantiales; Marchantiaceae. The record is from the annotation of a GenBank genome assembly.